Molecule: messenger RNA, 6858 nt
Organism: Miscanthus lutarioriparius
Lineage: Eukaryota; Viridiplantae; Streptophyta; Magnoliopsida; Poales; Poaceae
Source: the annotation of a GenBank genome assembly
AUGACGGGCCCGAAACCCGCGCCCGCCGCCUCGCAGAACCCUAGCGCGGCCCCGCCUCGUCGUCCUCCUCCUCCUCCUCCGCCGCCGCCGCCGCCGCCGGUGGCGGCGGUUGCGAGGGCGCGCGAGGAAGGCGAGCUCUCCUCCGGCGCCGACGACGACGAGACUCUGCAAACUCGGCUAGGUGCUACAUCCAUUCUUGGGAAGUUUGUGGAGGCUGGAUCUCAAGUGCCAUCGGCAACUCUCCUUGGUAAGGGCAGUAACACCUUGAUUGUCUCGAAUGCUCUGAAUCAUAAAGCGUCUGGUCCAAGUUACAAGAAGAUCAUGAGGGUGAAUCAGGGGCAAUUCAAGCCUGGCACUAAUCGGAAUCUUUCAUGGCAGAAGCCUGUGUCAAGUGAUAACCUUGUGAUAACUUUCUCAGAUGAUGAUGGUGAGACAGACUCUGGAAAGACAAGGCAAUGUAAAGUUAGGAAGGCCAGCUCUCAAGGUACACAGAGAACAGGGAACAGUAUGCAAACUAGGAUCAUGAGAGAGGAAGUAUCUCAGCAGAAAACCCUUGGUGCAAAGGCAGGUCCUGCACACUUGCCCGCUUUUCCAUUCACACACAGAAAUGUAGGGGCUGGCAGGGGAUCAGGUAAUACCUUUGUCAGGAACGAGCCACCUGUCCGCCAAGUUAAUCCUCUGAAGUCUAAACAGAAAAUUCAAAAUGGGGUAGGAGUACAUUCUGAAGAUCAUAGGUUAGAAAUCUUGCGCCAUAAAAUAGCUGCUAGAGAAAAUGAACUAAAAGGUCAAAAAAGACCUUUGUCCGCCGUUGCUACAAAGAAUGCAGAUUUUUCUUCCAAUCAGCCAAGGCUGCCAUCAGAAAAGAUAGGGCUUGAAGCUUCCAACAGUGGUGAAUAUUCACGCUUUAAUAGUCUGUCUGAACUUAAUUCAGGACCAAAUAAAAGGUUGAAGCUCAAUCAUCAGCAUUUGUACAGCCAAUUUCGCAGUGACUUGGUAACAUUGGCACCAAUAGGUUCUACAUCAGGAAAAAACAAUGUGCAAUCUUCAGAAGUGACAAAUCAGUUUGAAAAUGGAAUUACUAUGAACCUUAAUGUCAAUGAAACAGAUACAACAGUCACAACAGAACUUGCAAAUCAGAUACAACAAGGUGGGGCAAGUAAGAGCCUUCGUCACCACAAAGAUAUAGGAGGUGCUGGUAACCAUUCUAUGCUUGAGUCGCACAAUGGGGUUGCAGCACGACCACCAUUUACUGACACACAAACUAUACCAGAAGAUACUAGUGCUUUGGUGCCUGUCACGUCUGCCCAAGCUAGGCAACAGGUACUGCCUGUUGGUACUCCACCUGUGUUAGACGGAACGCCACAAUUGCAACCUGGAAAGGAGAAUGCUGGAUGUUUGAACUGCAGUGGCCAGAUAGGCGUAGACACACGGAACACAAUAUUGUUCUCUCUACUUGAGAUGGAAGAAUUACAAGACAAGGAAUUGGAGGAUGCUCAGGAGCAUAGACAAAAAUGUGAAGCUGAAGAAAGAGAAGCUCUUAGAGCUUAUCGCAAAGCACAAAGAGCUUUACUCGAGGCAAAUGAAAGAUGUGCAAUUCUUCGUAGAAAAAGAGAGAUUUGCUCUUCACAAGUCCAUGGUUUAAUUGCAGAGAAUUCUUCUUUGGUGCAGUCUUUGAGUAUUCGGAAUCCUGAAGAUGGCCUUGCAAUGCCAUCACUGCUCAAUUCUCAGAUUCAUGCAGAUAGUCAGAUGCCUGAAAAUCAGGGUGGUAGACACAGGCUACAUCCUGAAGAACCUUCUCAGCAGCCAGUUGAUAAGCAUGAGGCACAGCCACACUAUCAUGAUAAGCUUGCUGCCAGCACAGCUGAUCCCAGCUCUGUGACUGCUGUCAAUGCGGAUAGCGUCCUUUCAGAUUACAUGGAGGAUGAUCUUCUGUUCCCCACUAGACAGGCAAGAUCAGAAUGCGCUUUGGAUCUGGAGAAUCAAAUGGAAGAAACUAUACAUGUAUAUGCAGCGGAAAACAGACAAGUUUCUGGUGACAGUGCUCAGGAUUAUGAACUUUUAGAAGCUUCUUUGAGGUCUAGAUUGGUUGAAAGAUUUGGGAAGAAAUCAUGCUUGAAUGGCACCAUUGAUGAAGGCACUGAAGAACUUGCUGUUGGAAAAGUAGCUGCAGAACAUGGCAAGCAGUCUACAUAUGUUGGACAUCAGUUACAGGAAGCAGAGCAGAAUAUUCUGACAACUCCUACUCCUGAAGGUACAAUGGAGCUGGAAAAUGAUGGUGCUGAAAAAACUGGCGGCCUCUCUAAUUCUAGUAGUGGUCCUUCAAUGGGCAACUGUGAUCCUGAGGACAACAUUUCUUCUCUCAAAGAGUUAGGCAUGCCAUUGGCUACGGACACUCUCAUUUUUUCUUCUUCAGCUCCACUAAAUGCUGCUAGACAAAUCAAGCGGGCAUUACCUGGGAUUUGCAAGGAGCCGUCAGAUUACAAAAAUGACUAUGUGACCAGUGAUGCAGCGUCUGAAGUUACAGAAAGUGUACAAGAUAUGAUACAUGACCUUGUUGGAGAAAAUAUGAAGAUUCUCCCAACUACCCAAAAGGAUAAUAAUAUGGUACACAGUGUGAUCGAUCCCUUCUGGCCCUUCUGCAUGUUUGAGCUUCGAGGAAAAUGCAAUGACGAAGAGUGCCAGUGGCAACAUGUUGAGCAUCAUGCUUGGAGAAAGCCAAAGCUUACAAAACGUUCUAUGACCUCUGUUUCAGGCCAGAUUCCUUAUGGUUUGUCUCAGCAUAUUCUUCCUGUGCCAGUGUAUCGUGUUGGUUCAAAUCUCAUUAAAGCUGAUCUGAACUUGACACAGUCAGUUUUGGCUAGCAGUUUAUGGCAAUAUUGGCAAAGGGGGUUUUGUGCUUCCUUUCCUUUACCUUUAUCUGUUCAAAGAGUUCUUCCAUCAGAUGCACCAUUCUUACAGGCUGGUGAUGGUCGGAUUGCUGAUUUUGAUAGGAACAGACAACUAUUAAAAUUUCGAAUGCUGGAUAGCAGGAAGAAUAAGAUUGUACAGGGUCCUGUUGAUAUUGAAUUAUUCUUGGAGGCAGCUCUUGAUUUAUAUUGUGGAAAAGGAAACAAGCCUGAAAGGAUCAAGGCUCUUUCAUUUCUGGCGCGGUCCAUUGAGUCUGAUCCAAGUACAGUUAUCCUGUGGGUGUUUUAUCUCCAUAUUUACUAUCAAAAGGAUGAAGGACUUGGAAAAGAUGACAUGUUUUCUGAUGCGGUGCAACACAAUUUUUGUUCCUAUGAAUUAUGGCUUAUGUAUAUAAAUAGUAGGUUACGUGUUGAUGAUCGAUUGGAUGCUUAUAACGAUGCUUUGAGCAUGCUCUGCCAAAUGACAGCUGACAAUGACAAGGAUCUACAAGAAAGAAGUGCUUUCAUACUAGACAUCUUCUUACAGAUGAUUUACUUCCUGUGCAUGUCUGGAAAUGUAGAGAAGGCAAUUUCUAGGAUUAUUGGAAUUCUUCCAACUGCAGUGCCUGAUAAUUCUGGUGACAAGUUGCUUGCUGAUGUCAUUUCUAGCUUGACCAUGUCCGACAGAUGCAUAUUUUGGAUUUCGUGCCUAUAUAUCUCAAUUUACAGGAACCUUCCAGAGGAAAUUAUUGAUCAGCUAGAGUUCCAGAAAGCUUUUCCUCGUGCCUUAAUAUGGCCUUCUAUUGAUCCCAGUGUAGAUAACAGAGAUAAGAUUAUAGAACUUUUAAAUUAUGCUGCUUAUAAGAUGGCUGAAGAUAUUAGUGAGUGUGUUAAAAACGGGGAUCCAUCUUACCUGAUGUUAUCACAAUUCCUCGCUGUUAACCACAUUAGUUGUCUAGCGGCUGUUGAAGGAUUCAAAUCUUCUGCUGAUAUGCUGGUGACGUACAUGAAGGAGUACCCAAUGUGUCCUCAGAUUCUGCUUAUCUCAGCUCGGUUAGACAGAAAGCAUGGUACAUGUCCUGGUCUGAAAAGCUUUGAUGAGUUGAUCUUGAAUUGGCCUAAAGAGGCACAAGGAAUUCAAUAUAUGUGGAAUCAAUAUGUUGAGCAUGUUCUGGCCACUGAUACCGAGUUAGCUGAGAAGGUACUGACUUGCUGGUUUGAAGAACACGGAAAAGAUUGUGAUAUCCAAACCAAUUCUGCUAUUUGUAUAGAACUGAGCAGCGAAGAGCCUGGAACAUCAUCACUUGUUCCCCAGGAAGUUGGUUCUGGUCCAUCUAUAUCAGAAGAUCACGUCUUUCGGUUAUUAAACCUCUCAUUGUACAAGAUACUGGAGAACAACCUACAGGAAGCACAAAUUGCUGUGGAUAAAGCAUUGAAAUUGGCUCAUGGGGAGUGGUUCGAGCACUGUAUAAGAGAACAUGCUGCAAUUCAUGCACUGGAGCUGGAGAAAUCGUCGUCUUCGACAGAUGCUCAAACUCGGGCUACAUUCAGUUUGAUCAUUGGUUACCUUGCAGAUCAUCAUAACUUGCCACGAGAGGAGCUGCUGUCACGAAGGUUUUGCCAGAAUGUUAAGAAGCAUAGGCUUAGGCAGCUUAUAGAUGACACUAUUGGUUCUGUUCCUGCAGAUUCUUCUCUGAUAAACUCUGUCCUUGAAGUGUGCUUUGGUCCGUCUCUCCUUCCAAAAAGAAUUGGCGAUGUGAAGUACCUGGUAGAUUUUGUUGAAAUGGUCAUGGAGGCUCUUCCAGCAAACUAUCGCCUAGGCUUAGCAGUUGGUGGAUUUGUAGCUAAGCACUUCACAGGUUCUGAUGCAACCUCCACUGGGACCAGGUUCUGGGCAAGCUCUGUUCUGAUCAACGCCAUCUUCCGAGCUGUACCUGUCGCACCAGAAUCAGUAUGGCUACAAGGUGCAGAUCUCUUGCAGAAAUUGCAUGUCACAGAGAUUGUGAAGAGCCCACGUAGCACGCACAAAACCAUCAAGGGCGUCGACGCCGGCACGACGCCUCCAUCCUCGACCUCCAGCUCUACCGGUCCCAGGAGGAGGCCCGAAACCCUACCGCCCCCGGCGCCGUCGCGGCCGCUGCUUCCGGACGACCUCGGGGCCAAGAACUCCAGCGUUGAAUCCCGUGCCCACAAGAAUUCGAAGCCCACGCACGUAAUCAUCGCCGCCAGGGGGCUCGCCGGCGUCGGCGCAUCGCAGCCCCGUCCACGGAUCUGCCGGCACGUACAACGGCGACGCAAGGCGUACUCCUUCGCGCUCUCACCACCACAUAUCCUCAAUGCCUUUGUCCUUAGCGCGGGUCUGCUCAAGAAGGCCUUCGAGCUCUCCAUCCUUGAGCAGGUGGAUGAGGAGCUGAGGCAACACUCAGGAAUUGACUGCAUUUGUAGCGGAACAACUGCAGUCGCUGUUGUUAGGCAGCUAGGACCGUCGAUCCCUGUCCAGCUCAUCACUGACUUGAAGCCAUAUCUUCCAAGUCAAGGAUUAAGCUGCUACAGGCUACGAGGCUCUGGAGCUGGAAUCCCUUUACUGCAUCAAGUGGCACAUCAGACCUGGUUACAUGACCUUUUUCAAGUGAAAUGUCGACCAACAUCAGAGGGUUCAGGAACUCAUGAUAGUGAAGAGGGUCAUACAUCUUCGAUGCCACGUCGUAAACGGUCCAAUGUUUGGGAACAUUUUGAGAAAGCCUUGGUUGAUGUGGAUGGUGAGCUAAAAGCUGUUUGCAGGUACUGUCAACUGAAAUUGAGUACCAAGUUUGGUACUAGUAGUCUUAGAGGCCAUGUUGCCAAUUCUUGCCCAGCAAUUGAGAGUGAUACCAGAAAGAGAUUUCAAGCAAGCAUGAGCAAACAACCAUUAGAUGCAAAUUUUGUCUUUGAUCCCCACCUCUGUCGUCAAGAGAUGAUCAAGUAUUUAAUUCAUGCUGAGAUUCCAUUUCUGGAAUUCGAAGACCCGUACUUGCAGCCAUGGAUUAACACAAUGCAACCAACUUUCAUAGUCAAGGGUCAGCAAACAAUCCGCAAUGAUUCCUUCCAGAAAUUUGAGGAGCUAAAGAAAGAGCUUUAUACUGAACUUCAGAAUUUGGAUUCUCGUGUUUGCUUGACAUCAGAUAUAUGGACAUCAUCGCAGAACUUAGAAUACAUGGCUGUAACAGCUCACUACAUUGAUGCAGAAUUUAAGAUCAAUCAAAAGAUCAUUUGGUUUAAAAAACCAGAGUAUCCUCACUCCGGCAUUGCAAUUGAAGAAGAAAUAGUGAGGUGCUUGACAGAAUGGGAUAUAAGGGAUAAAUUGUUUACUUUGACAUUAGAUAAUGCAAGUAAUAACACUUCGGCAUGUGAGGAGUUGAUAACAAAUCAUAAACAUGAGUUAUUGUUUGAUGGUGAACAUCUACAUGUUAGAUGUUCUGCUCAUAUUCUUAACAUCUUGGUUCAGGAUGGGAUGACAGUGAUCCAUACAACAAUACAAAAGAUUCUGCUUCGCAUCCUCUAUGCCUGGAAGGACCCAGCUUUGCAAAGUACCGAUAUGCUCAAGGUGUUGGCUGUUUCCAUGCAUUCCAUGUUUGAGAAAUAUUGGAAUCCUGAUGAAGAUAACUUGCACAAUGUAGUUAAAAAAAAGAGAAAGAAGAAAGAGAUUGCAUUUAACCUUGUCUUAGUCAUUGCCACUAUAUUAGAUCCAAGAAGGAAGGCUGACUACUUAGAUUUCUUCUUUCAGAAGGUGUGCAAUAAUACAAAUCAGAUUGAUAUGCAUGUGAAGCAUGCCUUAGAGUGGAUGGGAAAGUACUUCACAUUGUAUGAGCAACGAUGUGCAAGGAAAAGUAGUGUGGAUAUGAUGGUGCCUGCUAACGAAGCCUUUGUUAAUGUGGGGUCACUGAUUCUUGGAAAAAGAAAGCUUGAAGAAGAAUUUGCUCAAUACAAAUCAUGA